AUGCAGGCAGCAGAGAAGAAGCAGUUGGAGCAGAUUAUCAAGGAGCAAGAGGAGGCCGACAACACCGCGGAAAUGUACAACAACCUCACCUCGGAUAUGCUCACGGAGAAUCCUGACGUCGCCAAGAGUGCCCUCGGCAAAAAUAGGGCGAUCGGCUUCAUGUACAAGGGUAUGAACCAAGAGGAGCUCAAAAAAUUCUACGCCGCUCAGAAAGAACAAAUGGCGGCAGCGAAGGCGAAACGUGAAGCGCAAGAUAAGAUGGAGGCAGAGUGGCAAGCGCUCGCCAAGUCUAUACAGCGAGAAGUUGCACGUCUGGAUAUUCAGGAUCAAAGGAAAAGAAGGGAGAUCGCUCGCCAACUGCUGGAAGAGAACCAGCUCAUGGCGCUGCAGCAGAAGGAGAAGGAGAAAUAUUACCGCGAGGUGGUAAACAACAACACACCAACCGAUGAUUACUACUCUCAGUUCAACACAACCACCAGAUAA
This is a messenger RNA of Diatraea saccharalis (sugarcane borer), 483 nucleotides long. The record is from the annotation of a GenBank genome assembly. NCBI's taxonomy places the organism in Eukaryota, Metazoa, Arthropoda, Insecta, Lepidoptera, Crambidae.